Messenger RNA from Caretta caretta (loggerhead turtle), 10733 nucleotides. RefSeq names its product ADCYAP receptor type I (gene ADCYAP1R1). The record is from RefSeq and is a predicted model, not a curated record. Gene Ontology annotation, biological process: cell surface receptor signaling pathway; adenylate cyclase-modulating G protein-coupled receptor signaling pathway. Gene Ontology annotation, molecular function: vasoactive intestinal polypeptide receptor activity; G protein-coupled peptide receptor activity; peptide hormone binding. Lineage: Eukaryota; Metazoa; Chordata; Testudines; Cheloniidae. Gene Ontology annotation, cellular component: plasma membrane.
UUGCAUUUCCCCGCAGGACCGGCUCUCGUCUUUGCAGCGCAUUGUCUGGGCAUGAGACUCGCACCCAGGGGAGCGCAGGCUGGCUGGGGCUCGCGGGCUGUGCAUCUGAUCCAGCCUCCCCGCCCUCCCCUUUCCCCCGGCUCCUCGGAGCGCAAAUUAAUUACUUGAUUAAAAAAAAAAAAAGUUUGCAGCCCCCUCCUCCGGCGAUGUAGCAAUGGGAAAUUCCUUCACGGCACAGAGCGCGCCAAUGCCUUGUGCAAGGGCAGCCCGGAGGCGCGUGGCAGGGAAGGGAAGACCAGGGAGGGGAUUUUUAAUUCCUUUUGGAGAAAUCAGACCGUGUGUGUGAAGGGGCAGCCUAGCUCCCUUUGGUCCAUUGCAUCUCCUGGAUUGCUCGCCACCUACUUGAGUCAAGCAGAUCGCGACUGCAGUUGCCUUCAGCCUCCCCCAGCUCCCCCCCCCCCACCUUGCCUUGCUCACCUGGGAAGGUGAAGAAUGCAUCUCCAAGAUUGGGACCGACCCUUGCUGCAAUGAGACCUGAGCUGAGUCUUGAAGACCGUGACACUGGGAUCGGCAGAUGGUGUGUGCUUGAGCCACAAGAACAGCUCUCAGUUGCUAUAGAUUGGCUAAAUAUCUAUUAGGAGAAGAUGGCCAUCUCCUUGAAGAUCUGCUUCUUCACUCUGGUGCUGCUUCCUCUGGUCGCAGCGACACACUCAGACUGCAUCAUCAGAAAGGAGCAGGAGGCCUGUCUGGAGAAAAUCAAGAGAGCAAGUGCCCUCAAUCCACUGAAUGAGUCCUCCCCAGGUUGCCCUGGGAUGUGGGAUAAUAUUACAUGCUGGAAGUCGGCGAGUGUGGGCGAAAUUGUCUCUGUCAAGUGUCCUGCUCUGUUCAGAAUUAUUAACUCUGAAGACGGUUGGGAAGUGGAUAACAUGGGGCAAACUCAUCCAGGUGAUUUUGACCUAUUGGAUAGCACAGGCCAAACUCCCUUAGAUGUAGGGGACAUCAGCAGAAACUGCACAGAGGAUGGCUGGUCUGAACCUUUCCCUCAUUAUUAUGAUGCCUGCGGGUUUGAUGAAAAUGAAACAGAGUCUGAAAAUCAGGAUUACUACUACCUCUCUGUGAAGGCUCUGUACACAGUGGGAUACAGCACUUCCCUUGUAUCCCUCACCACAGCAAUGGUUAUCCUGUGUCGUUUCAGGAAGCUUCACUGCACUCGGAACUUUAUUCACAUGAACCUCUUUGUUUCAUUUAUUCUACGAGCAAUAUCAGUCUUCAUCAAAGACGGGAUUUUGUAUGCAGAACAGGACAGCAACCAUUGUUUUAUAUCUACUGUGGAAUGCAAAGCAGUGAUGGUCUUUUUCCACUAUUGUGUCAUGUCCAACUAUUUCUGGCUGUUCAUUGAGGGAUUGUACCUUUUCACCUUACUCGUGGAGACCUUUUUCCCAGAGAGGAGAUAUUUUUAUUGGUACACCAUCAUCGGCUGGGGCACCCCAACAAUUUGUGUCACUGUCUGGGCUGUACUGAGACUUCACUUUGAUGAUACCGGCUGCUGGGACAUGAAUGAUAACACUGCCCUGUGGUGGGUGAUCAAGGGUCCCGUGGUUGGAUCAAUAAUGAUAAACUUUGUUCUUUUCAUUGGCAUAAUCGUUAUCCUUGUGCAGAAACUCCAGUCGCCUGAUAUUGGGGGCAACGAAUCCAGCAUUUACUUCAUCUUGCUGGAAAGAAAGGAGAAACAUGGCAUAUACCAUAGCAGCUGCGUUCAGAAAUGCUACUGUAAGCCCAAGAGGGCUAACCAGCACUCUUGCAAGAUGUCAGAACUAUCCACCAUUACCCUGAGGCUGGCCCGCUCCACUCUGCUGCUUAUCCCCUUGUUUGGAAUUCACUACACUGUGUUUGCCUUUUCUCCUGAAAAUGUCAGUAAACGGGAGAGACUAGUGUUUGAACUGGGACUGGGAUCUUUCCAGGGCUUUGUCGUUGCUGUUCUCUAUUGUUUCUUGAAUGGGGAGUUUCUCCCUAAAGGUGCAAUCAGAAAUAAAGAGAAAAUGGAGGAGCUGGAAAGUCAACCGGUAUUUUGCUGUGGAUUUCAAACAUCGCCAUCCGUCUCUGGCGAGCAGCGGAGUGAACGGGGGGACACAACUCUCCAUUCUGAGCAAGAGCAGCUCUCAGAUUCGGAUGUCCAGCAUAAAUGCGGAGAAUCUAGUGACAUGAGCAACUAAAUAACCCCUCCCCCAGUAAAACCCAAAACACCCCUUUAAAAAGAAAAAAAAUCAUAAUUUUGCUGGUCUGGGUUUUCUUUUUUAAUGAUUAUUAUUAUGAUUUUUUUAAUGUAAGAUUUGUCCGAAAGCAUGAAACAAAACAUCCCUGGCGUUUUGCAGAGAAGAAAAAAAGGAUAUUUUUUUAACAAUCAUUGUAAAUACACCACUAAGAUCCAUGCCAUUGAUAAAAAAAAUCAAUAACAUGCCAAGCCCACCCCCACACACCCAUUUAGAGCAUCUGCAAGUAAUCCAUUGUCAGCCAAGUGUAUCAAGUGAUUGCUGUGCAGUUGUGAACAUUGGUUGCCAAACUGAUAUAAAUCUGUCUGUGCAUGGACUUCAUUGUUGUUAUUUUUGGGGUCUGGGUUUGUUUGUUUUUCUAAUCCAAUGCAUCUUCACUAUGCCUCAUUCCUAUCUUUGGUGUCUGAAUAUUCUCAGUCUCUUUGGAGUCUUAGGAUGUGACUAUAACGUUGGGGUUAAUAAUGCCGGCCAGUUCAUGAAGGACUCCGGAAAUUGAUUUCAUGGCUGGAUUUGGUCAGAAGAACUCAGCGGACUUAGAACAUCUGCUGUGACUGUGUGAGACAGCAUACCUGUCACCAUUCCGGAGAGAGGAAUCCAUGCAGCAGAGAUGGGGUCUGCUAUUUUAGGUUCUAGCAAAGCUGUGAAUUUUCUAAGAGGGCCAUCCAUUUGAGAGAGAUCUAUAUUUUUGGGGUUGAUAGGUUGGAGUUUUGAGUAAUGUGAACAAAGAUCCCCCCACUAAGAGGCAAAGGUCAGUACCAGGAUUCUUGCUUCCUCUGAAUUAUAAUGAAACUCCUGCAUUGAUGUCUGAUCAUUGCACUGCGACUGGUAGUGGCAUGACGUGUGUGUGUGUGGCCUCUGCGACCAGGCUGGCAUUGACAGCAUUAUGCCUCAGGUUUGCCAGCACAAGAGACUCAACAGGGGCCCAACGUGGUGGUGCAGGAAGAUUAAUGUCCUCAGUGUCUGUGGAGCACCUAAGCUGAACAGUAAGACACUACGGAAGGGAAUGAUAAAGACUUUGGAUGAUUUACCGUGUCUGGCAGUUUCUUCUGUCAUUGGAUAGUUUGUUUGUUCACCAACAGAUAUCAUUAAUGCCAAUGUCUGAGAGACAAAAGAAAAAGUCCUUUCCAACUUUGCCUUGUAGUUAGAGCCAUGACUGGUUACAUAUCUACUUCAGUCAAACAUCAAUGAUGUCAAUUAUUUCUUGAGAGGUUUUAUGUGGUGCAUAAAGGCUUUAAGGACUGUAUUUGCUCUUAUUUCUUUGUGGAUUUAUAUGUGUGUGUGUGUAUUAAACAACAAAAUGACAUUUAAAUAUGAUAGUUUGGAUUCAAAUUAACAGCAACCAGGGAAUUCAAAAUUAUGCCUAGCUCUUUGUUCUUAAUUGAAAUGAAAAAGACAGUGGUGGGAAGGGGGGAAGAUAUAGACACAAAAUUUUGCUGUCGGCAGAGAUUUUGAUUUCACUGUGUUUUGUUAGUUUAGGUCAAAACUUGUAAUGUCAUGUUAAGUAUAGUUUUUUUUUUAAAAAAAUAGUUUCCUUGUUUUUAAAAGGAAAAAAUCAUGAAAAGUUAUGAAAGAAGUAUUAGUGAUAAUACUUAACACUUAGUGCUUUAUGGGACGUAUUCUGCUCUCAGUUACAGAAGUGUAAAUCUAAAUAAUCCCAGUAGAGUUAGGAGUCAAUCUGAAAUCCACUGAAAUGGAUGGAUCACUUGACGAUUACCUGUUGUGUUCAUUCCCUCUGAAGCACCUGGCAUUGGCCACUGUCGGAAGACAGGAUACUGGGCUAGAUGGACCAUUGGUCUGACACAGUAUGGCCAUUUUUAUGUUCUUAUGAAAUAAAUGGGAGUGCUGCCUUGACUACAGUGGGUGCAGCAGCAGACAUUUAUUCCAGAUUUACACCACUAUAAGGGUGAAAUUCACUCCUGUACAGAAGACCAGUAAAAGGACUAUGUACCACCUGAAUGUACUUUGAGGUCUUAAGUGGGACUUAUGUGAUGUACAGGCUUUUUGCCAGUCCUCUGCAUAGGAUUGACCCUAACCGAGAGUAGAAUUUGGCCCCCUAUGUUCCAGACGUUGUGCAAAAAUUACGUAAGUACUUUUUAACUGAUAGAUUGGAAACUUUUCUCUCAUCAGAUUAUGUAAAUAGCAAUUUUAGCAAGUUUCCCAAUGAAUCAUGUUCUUUAUGGACCAGAAAGACACUGAAGAGGGAGAGGGGUAAAGUCAGAUCUAUCUGGUAAAUAUAUACUUAUAAUUUUUUAAACAAAACUAUCUAAUAUUAAAUGAACAGAUGAAAUUUAGUUUUGUAUUUUCUGUAGUAUGGACUUUCACGAGGUUAAUACUGACAAUACUGUAAGUGUAUUAUAAAAAGAAAUAAUGGACAAAGCAUAUUUUGCAUGAAUGGUUACUAGCCAAUUUUCAGUCAUUGAUCACUAUAUUUAAAACUUGCCUCUGGUUGGAGACCUUUUUUGUGCCACAUUUCAAUCCAGAGCAAGAGGUUUUUUUUUCUGGCAGUUCUAAAAUCCUCUCCUAUUUGAGUUGGUGGGUCUCAGUCCAGUGCCUCGUGGGCGAGUGUCCACAUCACAAAACCACCCUUGCAAUUGGCACACAUUGGAGGCUAGAUCCUCAGAUGAUGUAAAUCAGUGCAACACCAUUGGUGUCCAUGCAACUACAUCGGUUUACCUCAGCCGAGGAUCUGGCAUGGAUACCUUAUUUUUUUUUUUUACAGUCUCAGCAAGAGAGGCCAAGGACUGAAUGGUCCUAGAGACUGAAUUCACCUCUUGAUUCUUAGAGCCCAAACUCAGGAUUGAGGCAGGUUGAUGGGACGUUGUGUUGGAAGCUUCCACACUGUAUGCUGUACUUGUUCAGUAGACCAGUGGUUCUCAAUCUGUGGGCUGCUUGCGGCCCAAUCAGCACACAGCUCAUCUUCAGGGCCAUACAGGUAGUAUAUAUAUUGUGUGGAUGCGGCCCACAUAACACACAGCGAGCUUCAUAUGCGGCCCACAAUGGUAAAUAGGUUAAGAACCACUGCAGGAGACCGAUAGAGGACUUCAGUGUUUGAGAUUUUCCAUCCAGUAUCGUUCACCAGCAAUGAAUUUACUAGAAGUUGUAUCUCUCUAUAUACUUAAUAUAUCCGAUAUUCUAUAAAAUACAGGCAAAUCCCUUCCAGUGGGAUUUUUUACUGGAAGUGCUGACGACUCUUACAAUCAUGGCAUUCAUGUGGCCACUCUAAUGUUCAGUGUUACUCGAAAGAUCAUACUUCAGGUGUAUAUAGAGAAACCAGUCGUUACCUAAACAAAGAUUCUAAUGCCAUUGCACAAAGUAUGCUCUUGGGUAUCUUUAUGUUGAAUGUAAAUUGAAGAUGCUAAAUGUGCAUGUCACCACUUCUGGUGACCAUCCUUACUAAGCGUCAAGAUAGAAGGAACCAAAAGGAAGAAUUGCUUCAAAGCGUGUGUAAAUAUCUAUUCGCGUGUAACAAUGUUUGUUUUAUUUCUACUGUGAAAUAUAUUUUGGAGUUAGAAAGUACAUGUUAUUAAAACAAAAUGUAAUUUAAAAAAUGUGUGCUAUGCUCCUUGAGCCAUUUUUAUAAUAUGCCAAUAAUACAUUUCCUGUCUACUUUUCUUAUUUGGCUUUUGUAAAUGUACAAAAUCUUCUGUACUGCAGCUUUUGUGGGUCUGUAGCGCAUAGAGCUACUGUUUCAUUGUCUGCCGUUGAAUAGGGAGAUCUGCUACGAGAUGUAUUUUAAAAUCCUGAAACAAAUAUUACGUCAGAGAGGUGUGAUUUUUCAGUGUCUUUGGGCACCUAUAUCUCCGUUGGACUUCAUUUAGAUUUGUGGGUGCUCAGCACUUCUGAAAAUCAGAGCCUGGGUGCCAAAAUCUAGGCACCUCAAUAAAAGAAGCCUGAUCAAAUAAAUUUGUUAGUCUCUAAGGUGCCACAAGUACUGAAUUUCAGAGGCACUAAGGGUGAAAAAUCCGGCCGCUUUGCCUAACUUAAGUACUCAUGUUUGAAAAAAUUGGGCUUAAGAUUUUAAUGGCACAAUCUCAGUGAUGUUCAGGAAAGACUCUCGCUUUUCCUUUUAGUCUGUAGCAGAUGAGUCCCCUUGGAUAUUGAGGUCUAAUGAAAGUUACCUAGUUACUGUAAUAGGUUCAGAGAAGAACAGCCCAAGUAGAUCAGUCCUGAAGUUGUUUUUGUGGUACAAUAUAUGAGAAACAGUGUCCUACAGUACUGGCGCAAAGAACUAAUGCAUGCGGCAUUGUUAAUACAGUGUUAUGGGCCACUGUUUUCUAAGGGACCAGUCGUCAAAGGUGCUGAGUGGUGUUCAGCAGUUUGCAGGAUCCAAAUAUUUAUUUUUUUCUACAAGGGCUUUACCAGAACACUAAAACCAGUGGACAACAAGACGUAGGCUAGGGUUUGCUUGGAAAAUCCAUGUCACGAUUCCCACUGCACGUGGACAUCAGUUAAUCAAAGCUAAAGUUCUCCUGGAUGUAAAACUCAGAAUUCAAACUCUCUUUCUGUGUAUUCCCAAAGGUGACAAGUUAUGCCUAUGUUGCUUACAUUGCUGGUCAUUACAUUAAGAGGGCUAGACAAAUUAUAUUUUUGUGGCAGUUAUCAGAGGUAGAGAGGUUCCUCAAGUGCCUUUUAGGACUAGACAGCAGUUGGGGGGGGAGGUGAAAUCAAUUUAAGAUUAUUUUUAAUUGCAGCAAGCAGCUUAUCUCUUCUAAUAUACAAAUUCAUGAUCAGUAUGACCACAUACUACAACACAGUAAAUAAUAAUGUGCUGGAAUUAUAAGAGCAAGCCUACCUGGACCAUGAGAGUAUCCUUCUGCUUAAAGUCUAUGGGAGUUUUGCCCUUGAAAUGGGAAUGGAAUUAGGCUCUUUAUGAUUGUGGAAUCAGAUCCAAAGCUCACUGAACUCAAUGGGAGUCUUGACACUAACUUCAGUGAGCUUUGAACAGGCCCAUAAUAUAGGCCCCAAUCUGGUCUCAGCAUCACUGGUGUAAAUCUGGCAUAACUCUGUUGACUUUACUUACGCUGAUGUGAGGUCAGAGCUGGCACACAGCUGCCUUGAAACCCUGUAACAAGAUGGUGGAAUCUCAUUAGUUCCACAGGUCUCAUGAAAUCUCCACCAUUUGAGUUGGCAGAAAUGUCAUGGGAUCAGCUGGUGAGAUUUCAGCAGUGUUGCAUCUGAAGUUGACUCUCAGUCAUGAUUUAGACUCCAAAGUGAACUGGCCUCUGACUAGUCUGAAUCUAGAUCUCAGCAUGAUCUCCUUGGCCCAUACAUACCAGGAAAUAGAUGCUGACAGAGUAGGGAGUCCAGCAAAGCCAUUCACAAUGAUUUAACGACAUUGUAACAGCAAAAAUAAUGAAGGGAACUAGAUAGAGUCACAUCUAGCCAGAGUCUAAUCUCAACACAGAUAACAGUUCCUUUUUUAACUCGCAUCACCACAAUGCACGCUCUACUGACUCUUGUUCCUCUAGGAAAGGUGUAAUAUUCAAAAUGUUCAUCUUCUGGGAAGCUUUGAACUGUCAUUUCUGCUGUGUGUCUCUUACACGUUCUACUUUUUUUUCUUCACUGCUUUAAAAAUUAUUUCUAAGAUGCAAGAGGCAAUAUCUCAAAGCUGAAAGGGUCAGCUUGGAACUGCAGUUCUGGUUAAUGCCUUUGCCAUGAAUUCGUAUUUUUGGCAGUCUUAAAAAUCUUGUCCACACAAAAAAUAAUGAAAUGUGGUCCAGUGGUUUUAGAAACCAUUUGAAAGGUUCAAUAUUCCCUGAUGGUAUUUCCAGGCUUUUCUUCUACCUAGUUGGAUACUCUCUAAUUUACAUUGCCAAAUAUAGAACUCUGGCCCAUCACACUGCUGCUGCGAUUUGUAGCUCGCCAUUCUUUUCAUCUUCUCUUUUGAGGAUGGGUCUUCCUACUGCCAAUACAUACGGUGACAUUAAACUUCACAUUCAGCAACGCCAGUCCUCCACUAAGUGACCAUCUUCUUGGUUUCUAAAUCCUGUAACUUUCCAGCUCUGAAGCCUAAAAGCUCUGUUUGUAGUAACAAAGGCAGUCAGUGGGCUCUGACUCAUUCUAUGGACGCUGUUACUGUAUAUUGGAGCCAGUCAACAUUUUCCAAAAUUCAAUUUGUCAAUGAAAAUUUGGAAUUUUGACCCCCCCGAAAAAUGUGAAUGCUUUGAUAUAUCACUCAUUCAAACAUCUGAGCUAAUAGCCAUUACUCCCUGUACUCUAAAACACCACUUCCUAGUCAAUAUCGCUUUUCUAGCCAAAGGAAGAUUUGCUCUGCUCACAGAAGAUUUCCAGGUUCAAAGAAGUGUUUGAUACAAUUCAGAGCUUUCUGGAUGCUGCAUCAAAAUUAGCCAAACAUUCUGAAGCCAUGCAGCUCAUUUAUUAUAUACAUCAUGCUCUUUUUCUGUAGCUCAUGCUAUCAUUCCCAUAUAUUAUUAGCAGUAGUAAUUGUCUUACAGUAGGGGUGAGGGGCCACAACUGACAUCACGGCUCCAUUGGGCAGUUUUAGGUAGAUUGGAUUCUCUCAAGAAGAAAAAAUGAGAACUUACAAUUUCUAGACUUCUCCAGUUGCUCAGUCAGAAAGGACAGCAUUUGUCCUUUGUUAGAUAAGUCUCUCAAGUCAACAAUUAUACUCUGGCUAUUUCCUCUUCCUUCCUUUGAAUCACUUUAUUAAGAGAGGUUUGUUACUGUAUGAAGACAGCAUUUGAAAUGAGAAUGUUCCCAAGGUGAUUCAUCCAAAGGAGCAAUAAGAAUUAUGUCCUGAAUUAUGGGGUUUCAGAUACGGGGGCUUUGCAGUUGCAGAGGUGCUGCCCUUCAGCAACUGCAAGUGUUCAUAUUUAAAUCGUUUCUGGAAAACAUCUGACCCUCCCUGACUCUUUGCUCGUUUUUAGAACCAAAUCCAAUUGCACUUUCUUCAAGACUCAGCUUUGAAACAUUUAAUUAGUUGGGUUUUUCCUCGCCCGUCAUCCUUUCAAUUUUGCCGGCACUGCACUUCCUGCUCCCAACCAAAAUCAAACUAUGCCAAAGCACCACAGGAAAGGCUGUUCUCAUGGUAUUUCUAGCCAUGCCUGGGAGUAUCGGAAAUGCGCUGAGAUACUGUUUUCCUGGGAGAUUCACAGCUCUGUGCUUGCACACUGCAGAAGCUGGGCCAGUUCAGAGAAACUUCUGAACAUUUGCGUGUUUGCUGGGCUCUGACUGCCAACAUUUUUUCAAUGUACCCAUCCCUAGUUAGUGUGAGCAAAGUCCUGCUUGUCUUGCAUGGGUGCCAGGAGGGGGAGAGAAAAGUAGCACAAGAGCCUGUAACUCACCAAAGGUAUCUGUAAACCAGCCCAAGAGGAUUCCAACCAAUCACUCUCUUGAGGAGCUGCAGACCCACUGGUGAACCGUCCCAAGGGUGUCAUGUCUCCCCGUCCUCUUGACUGGAUGUUACUUUCAGCAGUAGACACUAUGGCUCACAGUGACUCUGCUAGUAGCCGUGAGAAAAGUAUGCUAUCAACCAUGAUUCCCCUGGGCACGCCCCCAAACGUGCCACCAGCUGGAUUCACCUGUGAUGUUUGCAGAGCCAUCUCUGAGUCAGCUACAGUUGAGAUCUCUGUUUGCAACCUCUUGGGUUAUGGCUCUGUGUUAACUGCCUCGUUACCAAACCAGGGACAUUAUGCCUGGGGGCACCUUUAGUGAGUUAGGGGAGGAUUUACGCUACAUCUUUAAAGAUGUCAGACAGGCACAACCAGCUACGGAUUGCAUCUACUAUCGCAGAGAGCGGUGGAGUAUGGAGCAUGCAGUAAUAUCUAAGGAUACUCUGAUGUUAAAUGCUAUGUGUUUUUGUGGUAGACAGCGACAUUCAGCUAAAUGUGUAUUGUACUUUAUCCAACCUCUACAGAGCUUGAACAAUAUGCCUUGUUUUGACCCUUGUGAUCCUUUCACCUGGAUAUUAUUAUUAUUCCAUAUUUGCUUUCUUUGUGGCGAAUUCAUCCGUGUGAAGAGUUAAUGAGUGGUAUGAACCUCGCAGUGUCUGUCAGUAGCUGAAGUAACCUAGGCCUCUGUAUACACCUGCUCCAAUGAACCUUAUCACUGUACAGGAGUCUCCAGAGGUCUCAGUGUACCUGCAUAAUCUAUAAAGACACCUGUUAGUGUCCUCAUUUUCUCUCCCAAUUUCUUGCCAUUAUAGUAGCAAUGCAACAUGCGAUAGCUCCCGAGGAGAGAUGUGCCAGGUUCAUGUAUGUAAAGCUGUAUUUUGGCUUUUGAAGGUGUCAAGGAAUGAAUUUACUGGCCCUCUGGGUCUAAUAGUGACCUUUCUUAUCGUCAUGGGUAACAGGAUCUGGGGUUAUUACAUUUUGUUAAGUGGAAACACACAGAUGUCAACUGCUGCUUACUAGACUAAUCUUUGUGUGUGUUCUGAGAAACAGUAAUAGAUUUUAACAUGUAUACUGCUGUAGAUGACACAAUAAAUGUAUUAUCAUUUUUGCA